Messenger RNA from Dioscorea cayenensis subsp. rotundata (Guinea yam), 1286 nucleotides. RefSeq names its product quinone oxidoreductase PIG3-like. Lineage: Eukaryota; Viridiplantae; Streptophyta; Magnoliopsida; Dioscoreales; Dioscoreaceae. The transcript is spliced from 7 exons. The record is from RefSeq and is a predicted model, not a curated record. Bases 127 to 1104 code for a protein of 325 amino acids. Gene Ontology annotation, molecular function: oxidoreductase activity.
CAAGCCCCAAACACCGCAGAGUGAACCGUAACACUUUCUUGUCAUGGUUUUGAGCUUUUUAUCAAUAUUUGCAGUUUUUCUAAUCGAAUGUGAGAGGGCGCGAGACAGAUCAGUGUUUCAUCGGCGAUGAAGGCGAUCGUGAUAACGAGCCCCGGCGGGCCGGAGGUCCUCCAGCUCCAGGACGUCGAGGAUCCCUCCAUCAAAGACGACGAGGUUCUCAUCCAGGUCGCCGCCACUGCUCUCAACGGCGCAGACCUCAGCCAGCGAAUGGGCUCCUACUCUCCUCCCAAGGGCGCCAGCCCAUACCUCGGUCUUGAGUGUUCCGGCACCAUCCUUGCCGUCGGCUCGUCCGUCCACCGAUGGAAACCUGGCGAUCAGGUUUGCGCUCUUCUUAGUGGAGGUGGGUAUGCUGAGAAGGUGGCCGUCCCGGUAGGUCAGGUGCUACCCGUGCCUGAAGGCGUCUCUUUGAGGGAUGCCGGGGCCUUGCCAGAAGUAGUGUGCACCGUCUGGUCGACGGUGUUCAUGAUGAGCCACUUGUCACCAGGGGAGUCUUUUCUGAUUCAUGGAGGAUCAAGUGGAAUUGGUACAUUUGCUAUCCAGAUUGCAAAGCACCUUGGAGUGAGGGUAUUUGUUACCGCAGGAAAUGAAGAGAAACUUGCUGCCUGCAAGAAUCUUGGUGCUGAUGUAUGCAUCAAUUAUAAGACUGAAGAUUUUGUUGCUCGAAUAAAGGAAGAAACAGGAGGGAAAGGUGUUGAUGUUAUAUUAGACAAUGUUGGUGGCCCUUACUUACAAAGAAAUCUUGAAAGCUUAAACAUUGGUGGAAGGCUUUUCCUCAUUGGUUUCCUAGGAGGUGCAGUGACAGAAGUUAACCUUGCACCUCUGCUAAUAAAGCGUCUUACAGUGCAAGCUGCUGGGUUGCGGAGUAGGAGCCCCGAAAACAAGGUGGAAAUAGUGAAGGAGGUGGAGAAGCAUGUCUGGCCAGCAAUAGCUGCCAGCAAAGUGAAGCCUGUGAUCUAUAAGUCUCUACCAUUAUCUGAAGCAGCAGAGGGUCACAGGCUUAUGGAAAGCAGCAUUCACAUUGGCAAGAUAAUUCUUAUCCCCUGAUUUGCAAAACAAAGCUAGUACUGUAUCUGUUUGGCAGAGUGCUUGUGCGAGUGUUGUGUAUAGUGUAUAUCCAUUUAACAAUUUGAUGAUCCUCAUUUGGUGGUGUGCCUGGAUGUUUAUAGACAACCAGAUCAAUGCCUUGAGUAUUUUCCUAUAAAAUGAUGAUUGUUGUUGUUUGCUCA